AUUUGUACCGCAACGGAAAUAUCGUGCCUGUCCACGUAAUCGUGGAAAUGAGACAACCUACUGUCACCAAACCUAGAACCUUGUCUUCUGUAUGGACCAAAUGUUUUUCCAGUACAGAUGUAUAUGAGCUACCUUCGACUGAUAAAUACAGAAGGCUUAAAUAUCUCACACAGAUUUUCUUUUUCAGUGUUACUUUACUGGUUGAUCUUUUAUCUCCUUGA
This is a messenger RNA of Sphenostylis stenocarpa, 221 nucleotides long. The record is from the annotation of a GenBank genome assembly. NCBI's taxonomy places the organism in Eukaryota, Viridiplantae, Streptophyta, Magnoliopsida, Fabales, Fabaceae.